Messenger RNA from Phycodurus eques (leafy seadragon), 2138 nucleotides. Its product is annotated as alanine aminotransferase 1-like. The record is from RefSeq and is a predicted model, not a curated record. Gene Ontology annotation, molecular function: L-alanine:2-oxoglutarate transaminase activity; pyridoxal phosphate binding. NCBI's taxonomy places the organism in Eukaryota, Metazoa, Chordata, Actinopteri, Syngnathiformes, Syngnathidae. The coding region runs from base 57 to 1469 and encodes 470 amino acids. The transcript is spliced from 11 exons. Gene Ontology annotation, biological process: biosynthetic process.
CCAGCAAUCCACAUCUGACACGCACACACUUGAACGGGUGAAGAGGAGCUGCAGACAUGCAGGAGAUGGGCGUCCAUGUGAGGACCAACCAGAUGGCGGCCCUGAUGGAACGAGCCGUUCGCUUCAAGCGCAUGCUCGAGCAGGGAGUGAAGAAGCCCUAUAAGGAUGUGAUAGACGUCUCCUGGGGUGACCCGCACAUGGCCGGAAUGAAACCUAUCACAUUUGUCAGACAGGUGCUCGCUGCUUGUUUCUACCCACAACUCCUGGACGGUGACAACCUGCCCGCGGACGUCAAACAACGAGCGCAGAAGCUGCUCCGCUGCUGUGAUGGCGGCAGCGUAGGUUCGUAUACAAACACAGCGGGUAUACCGGCAAUAGUGGAAAGCAUCGCUCAGUUCAUAAGCCAACGAGACGGCGUUCCGGCCGAUCCCGAGAACAUUUGGAUCCAUCCCGGCUCCCAGAUGUCGCUCACGAACAUCUUGACAAUGUUGGUGAACAGCGAGGCGUCCCCCAAGAGCGGCGUGCUCAUGCCGGUGCCGGGCUACAGCACCACCGCCUUGUCUGUGAAAAUCAUGGGGGGGGUGGUGGCCCCCUACUUCCUGGACGAGGAGCGCGGCUGGGCGCUGCGGGCGGACGAGCUGCGUCGGGCCUUGACGUCCGCCCGGGGCGCGUGCAGGCCCGUCGCUUUGUACGUCAUCAACCCGGGAAACCCAACAGGGCACAUCCAGAGCAGAAAGUCCAUGGAGGAGGUCAUCAGGUUCGUUGCAGAGAACAAACUCUUCCUUCUUGCCGAUGAGGUGUACCAGAGCAGCGUUUACGACACCAACAGUGAGUUUGUGUCUUACAAGAAGGUUUUGUGUGAGCUGGGGCCUCCUCUGGCCCAGACGCUGGAGCUGGCCUCCUUCCACUCGGCAUCCAAAGGCUUUCUGGGAGAGUGCGGUCUUCGAGGAGGCUACGUGGAGCUGGUCAACAUGGACCCCGCCGUCAUGCCGUACGUCCAGCGGCUGUUCCAUUUGGCCAGCUCUCCUCCCGUCGCCGGGCAAAUUGCUUUGGAGGUGAUGGCAAAGCCCCCCCAGCCAGGAGAUCCAUCGUACCCGCUUUACAACCACGAGACGGAGCACAUUAGGAGCACGCUGGUUGACAACGUGAAGCGAGUGCUACAGGUUUUCACGCGACUGCCUGCGGUCAGCUGCCAGCCGCUGUUCGGAGGGGCCUUUGCCUUCCCCAGACUGCAUCUGACGCCCAAAGCCGUUCACACGGCCAAGGAAGCGGGCAUGCAACCUGACAUGUUCUACUGUGCCAGACUGCUGGAGGACACCGGCGUGCUCGUUAGACCGGGCUGCGAAUACGGACAAAAGGAAGGCACCUACCACAUCAGGUUUUGCAUCAUGACACCUGCUGACGUCAUGGAGGAACUUCUGAGACGCCUCAGCACUUUUCACUUGCAGUUCAUGAAGGACUUCUCAUAAAUGUGAUUUAAAAAAAAACAAAAAACAAUGUAGUUACCUAUUGAGGCCAAAUAACACUGUAAAAGCAUCAUUUUUAUAUCAAUGACAAUAAUGCUCAAUUUUGGAUUGAUCCUGUCAGGGAGGGAUUCAUUUAGUUUUGUGUAAAAUUAAGGUAACCACAUUAAAAUAAAGUAAAAACACAUUUUAAUGAUUGACACCAGUAAAAUUAAGUUAACCACUGUAUAUUAAUAAAACAAAGUAAAAACACUGUCAGGGGUAUUCAUUUAGCAAUGUGUGCAAGUAUAAUAAUUAAGCAAAAAAUAUACCUUAAAUAAUAUACACAUGUAAUUUUAAACAGCAAUAAAACAAGUAUAACUAGCAGGACACAUUUGCCAUCACUGCUGCCAUCUGUGGUGUCGGUCACAACAAAGCCAAAGAAAAAGCUAAAGUUCCACAAGAUGAUGGACAAUGGUUUGAAUUUUUAUUCUGGUUCUCCACAUCGUAUGACUUUUGGGGCAUUCAACUGUAUAUAAGAUAAUAUAAUUUAUCGAAACAAAAUGAUAAACAUUUGACUUUUCAUAAGUCAUUCAAUAGACUACAUGAGUUUGCACAAUCCAAACAAAUGGAUUUCUUCAACACUACUUUAUCAGGUACCGAUUCAAAAAAUGUACUUGCAAUAAUUAAACAAAA